Molecule: messenger RNA, 2304 nt
Organism: Paralichthys olivaceus (Japanese flounder)
Lineage: Eukaryota; Metazoa; Chordata; Actinopteri; Pleuronectiformes; Paralichthyidae
Gene: alox5a
Product: arachidonate 5-lipoxygenase a
Biological process (GO): lipid oxidation; arachidonate metabolic process; lipoxygenase pathway
Cellular component (GO): nuclear envelope
Molecular function (GO): protein binding; iron ion binding; arachidonate 5-lipoxygenase activity
Source: RefSeq, a predicted model, not a curated record
UGAGCAAGAAGAGGAAACUUUCCUUAGCUGCAAAGCAGAAGCAGAAUAGAUUUUCUGCAGAUUUCUUUAUCUUCAGUGGGACAUUUCUUUGAACCCAACAUGCCGUCGUACACAGUGACUGUUUCCACAGGGGACCAGUGGUUCGCAGGGACAGACGACUACAUCUACAUCACACUGGUGGGCACGGAGCAAUGCAGCAACAGAACGCUGCUGGACAAACCCCUGUACAAUGACUUUGAGAGGGGGGCGGUAGACUCCUAUGAUGUCAGAGUUGAGGAAGACCUAGGUGAGCUUGUGUUGGUGAAGAUUGAGAAGAGGAAGUACUGGGUGCAGGACGACUGGUACUGCAGGUACAUCACGGUCAAGACCCCCUCUGGAGACUAUGUAGAGUUUCCCUGCUUCCGCUGGCUGGUGGGCGACAAAGAGGUGGUGCUGCGGGAUGGACAAGCACAUCUGCCUCAGGACGAUAAGACAAGCCUGGUCAAACAGCACAGACAAAAAGAGCUGGACCUGAGAAAAAAAACCUACAGAUGGAACGAGUGGCAGCCAGGCUUUCCUAUGAGCAUAGACGCCAACAGACACCAGGAUUUGCCUCGAGACAUCCAGUUCGACAGUGAGAAAGGAGUGGACUUUGUGCUGAACUACGUUAAGGCGAUAGAGAAUCUGUGUGUGAACCAGUUCAUGCACAUGUUUCAGUCCUCCUGGACCGACUUUGAGGACUUUGAGAAGAUCUUUGUAAGAAUCAAAAACACAAUCUCAGAGUAUGUGAUGCAACAUUGGAAGGAGGACUUUAUGUUUGGAUACCAGUUUCUGAACGGCUGCAACCCGGUAGUGAUCCAAAAAUGCACUAAACUUCCCGACAAGUUUCCAGUCACUCACGAGAUGGUUUCCACCAGCCUGGAGAGGGAGCUGACUCUGGAGGAGGAAAUAAAGGCAGGUAACGUCUACAUAGCAGAUUUUGAGCUGCUAGAGGGCAUCACUGCUAACUGCACAGACCCGUGCACGCUGCAGUACCUGGCAGCUCCCAUCUGUCUCCUCUACAAGAACGCUCAGAACAAGAUCCUGCCAAUAGCCAUACAGCUUGGGCAGACUCCAGGUGAAGACACCCCAAUCUUCCUGCCCACCGACGGAAAGUAUGACUGGCUGCUGGCAAAGAUCUGGGUGCGCUCGGCUGAUUUCCAGUACCACCAAAAUAUCACGCACCUGCUCAGGACACAUCUCAUAACAGAGGUGUUUGCAAUUGCCAUGUUCAGGCAGCUCCCAGCUGUUCACCCUGUUUAUAAGCUUCUUAUCCCGCAUGUUCGUUUCACUAUCGCCAUCAACACCAAGGCCAGAGAGCAGCUCAUCAAUGAGCAUGGCAUCUUUGACAAGGCCAACGCGACAGGCGGAGGUGGUCAUGUGCAGCUGAUUCAGAAGGCCACGAAGACUCUGACCUUCAGGUCUCUGUGCUUCCCCGACAUGAUCAAAGCCCGUGGCAUGGACAACAAGGAGGAGCUGCCCACCUACUUCUACAGGGAUGACGGCUACUGUGUGUGGGAUGCCACCAAGAGCUUCCUGUCUGAUGUGGUGCAUAUUUAUUACACAAGCGACGAGACAGUGCAGAAAGACGUGGAGAUCCAGGCCUUCAUCAAAGACGUGUGCAGCUUCGGGAUGCAGGACUUUGAUCACUGUGAGUUUCCCAAGUCCCUGAAAACACGUGAGGAGCUGUCAGAGUACCUGACUGUGGUUGUGUUCUCUGCCUCAUCGCAGCACGCAGCUGUCAACUUUGGACAAUUUGACUGGUGUUCCUGGAUCCCCAACGCUCCUUCUACCAUGAGGAAGCCUCCACCCAACCAGAAGGGCGUGGCAGAUGUGAACCUGAUCAUCGAUAGCCUCCCUGAUCGCGGACGCUCCAGCUGGCACCUGGGCGCGGUUUGGGCACUCAGCCAGUACCAGGAGAGCGAGCUUUACCUGGGUAUGUAUCCCGACGAGCACUUUAUAGAGAAGCCGGUCAAGAAGGCAAUGGAGAAGUUCAGGAAGAAGCUGGCAGAGAUAACCAGCUCCAUCAAGAGGAGGAACGAGGGAAAGAAGCUGCCGUACUACAACAUGUCCCCUGACAAAAUCCCCAACAGUGUCGCUGUUUGAGGACAAAACUCAUUUCAUCCAGAGGAAUCAUCACGUCUCUGUGUAAUAUUUUUACAAAUAGCACAUAGAGGUUCUGCUGAUUUUACUGCACUGUACAAAUAUGCUUUUGUCACCAGAGUGUAUGUCUUAAUAAUACUGUAUAUGUAAAUGCAUAUAAGAUUAGCUAAAUCCCUGUUUUCA